AGAGAAAUCGAGUGAAAUCAUGUCAGGAGAUGGCAAUCAGCCACUCGGUCCGAUAUUUUUGAAUGUUUUUUACAAACUGAAGAAUCGCGCAGUGACAUUGUCGCAGAAGAUAUUUGGGGCAAUUCUGUUGAAUCUGCCACUGGGUUAUUUGGAUCCAGUCCUUGAAGAAUACAUGGAAUACAUUUGGACCGCAACGCAACAGAAUUCGAUUCAAUAUUGGGACGACAUUGCACCCAAAGUUGAAUAUGACAGCCCAGUUGGACUUGUACUUUCAGGCAUCAAGUACUUGUUGCGUCACCGCGGAACGUCCAGUGAUCUCAAACGACCGCUCAGAUACUUGUUACUACAUUUGAAGAGAGCCACAACCACCUACCCGGAAGAAUACCCCGUGGAUAUGCAAGUACUUUUCGACAAUGGCGAUGAUUUGAAAAAACUGUUUUCUAUGAUUCAAGAUGAUGUGAUCAUUCCGGAACUGAUUGAACUGAGAGACCGCUUUAUUGAAAAUACAAAGAACGUAGACAUUGCCAAUAUUUUACAGGGAAUGAGUAAAUACAUUUAUCGCAAGCCUGUCGAUUUGCUAAUCGCUGUGUUGGUGAGAAUACAAGGACGAGUUCAGAGAGAGGAUAUCACGGACUUGAUUACGAAGUUACUGGCAAUUUUGGUUGUGAAAAAAGAACUUUAUCCGCUGUCGAUAACCGUGCCAGAAAAUGUUGACUUAAUUCUACUUCUCAAUUUCCUAUACGUGCCGAAUGGCAGCCCCGAGAUUUCUGCCCUUGGUAAAAACAUCCAAGAUUAUCUGGACGAAAAUUUGGAACUCUUGGAGGAUCUGUCUCAGCUCACUCGCAACGUGGAUAAAGAGACGUGUCAUCGUCCGAUACAAUGCCUGGUGUCUAUUCUUGUUGAGAUCAUUCGACCUAGUACGGUGCAGCAGCUUCGAAUACCUUCCACCUUGAGAUUGAUGAUUAAAAAGUUACUGCUUAUGAUUAGGGAUACAGUUGACAGCGACAAAGGCAAAAAUGUCGUCAGUUUGUUAUCAUUCGAAGUGUUUAUAAUUAAAAAUAUUCUCACUGCUGUCGACCUUCAACCAAACGCGGAGGAACCUGACUUCGAGGAACCUGGAAUAAAUAACCCACCCAAUUCCGUAGACGAAUCACCGUUUAGACCGGCAAACGAAUCGGAGCAUCCGGGUUUUGGUCCAAAACCAGAUCCUGGUCCCAGACCAGAUUCUAAUCAACAGCCAGAUCUUGGCCCAAAGCCAGAUUUUGGUCCAAGGCCAGAUUCUGGUCCAAGGCCGGAUUCUAAUCAACAGCCAGAUUUUGGUCCAAGGCCAGAUUCUAAUCAACAGCCAGGUUUUGACCCGAAGCCAGAUUCUGGUCCAAGGCCAGAUUCUAAUCAACAGCCAGGUUUUGGUCCAAAGCCAGAUUUUGGUCCAAGGCCAGAUUCUAAUCAACAACCAGAUUCUGGUCCAGGGCCAGAUUCUAAUCAACAGCCAGGUUUUGGCCCUCAGCCAGAUUUUGGUCCCAGGCCGGAUUCUAAUCAACAGCCAGAUUUUGGUCAAAGGCCAGAUUCUGGUCCAAGGCCAGAUUCUAAUCAACAGCCAGGUUUUGGCCCAAGGCCAGAUUCUGGUCCAGGGCCAGAUUCUAAUCAACAGCCAGAUUCUGGUCCAAGGCCAGAUUCUAAUCAACAGCCAGGUUUUGGCCCAAGGCCAGAUUCUGGUCCAGGGCCAGAUUCUAAUCAACAGCCAGGUUUUGACCCAAAUCCAGAUUUUGGUCCAAGGCCAGAUUCUAAUCAACAACCAGAUUUUGGCCCAAGGCCAGAUUCUGGUCCAAGGCCGGAUUCUAAUCAACAGCCAGGUUUUGGCCCAAAGCCAGAUUUUGGUCCAAGGCCAGAUUCUAAUCAACAGCCAGGUUUUGGCCCAAGGCCAGAUUCUGGUCCAAGGCCGGAUUCUAAUCAACAGCCAGGUUUUGGUCCAAGGCCAGAUUCUAAUCAACGGCCAGGUUUUGGCCCUCAGCCAGAUUUUGGUCCCAGGCCAGAUUUUGGUCCCAAGCCAGAUUUUGGUCCAAGACCAGAUUCUGGUCCAACACAGAGACCCCAUGAUAAUUCAAAGUUGCCUGAAGAGGCACCAAUUCUCCCGCCAAACAUCAACUUCGAAAAGCCAUUCUCCGUGAUCUUUCCGGGAGAUGAUGCACCGCCUUACCUAUCGCCCGACAGACCCAGUGACAUAAAUGAUAAGGAAAUUGUCCUAGAGUUUCCUCCAAUAACCGUUCUGCUACAAAGUUUCAAUCCAAAUACACUUUUCAACCCCGAUGAGCUACCCGAAAUACCGAAUCUAUCCAAGCCUCUUCAGAUUAUCUUCGGAAUCAAUUACGUCACGGUAAUUCUAGGAAAAGUCGACAAGGCAAAGUAUCCGACUGUGAUAUCGCUGAUGUAUGAUUUACUGAACCACGCAUUAACUGACUCGAGGGUGAUGGCAAAUCCCAAAUUACUUUUAACCAUUAAGGUAUAUCUGAAAGCUAUUGAUUACCUCAGCACUACGGCAUUGUUAAACAUUGCCGUAAAGUAUCAAAACGUAACGUCAGAUGUACUUUAUAUUUCUUUUAAUCCUGAUAAUCCCGAGGAGAAUCAUGUGGAAUCUAGACCACCGCAGAAAAAACCAAGUGGGUAUGUAGUGAUGCCAAUUUAUCAUCCUAAAUAUCUGCUGCAGCACGUAGAUCCAGUUGAUCCCUAUGGCACACUGAUACCGAAACUUGGGGAAGGUGAAGAAAAUCCGAUUCAGGACCUGAUAAAUGAUGGUUCACUUCAAGAAAUUUUGGGUCCCCAUUUCAAUCCUCUUUCAAGUCCUAACAAGGCCACUCUGUUAGUGGCAGUUUUGCACAAACUCAUCGAAUCGAAUCGGGUGAAGUCAAAUCCUUGGCUGUUACAAAAACUGACUGCAUAUUUGCUGAGUAUCAAAACCGUAGCAAUGUUUACAAAGAUUUCAACUGAUUACACUUAUCAACUAGUCGAAAUGCAACCGGAUCAAGGAACCAACUGGCAGCCGGAGACAAUCAGCCUAAUUGUCGCUCUUCCACAGGGUCGUAACCAGGAUGAACUUAAAAAGUUGUGGAUUGUCAAAGCGUUUUUGGCGAUACCGAGUUUAAUCGAACUCCUGGAAAUUGGUACAGUACCGUAUUCAAUCACUCGCGGAGAGCUAUUGAAGAUAAUAUUUAAUGCCGCGAUUCGGGGCAACAAGAUAAGAUUGGAUGACGAUACUUUGGACGCACUUAAAUACUACGAAAAUAAAAUCAUGAUGGAUGGUUCCGGGUCAUUGCCUGUCGGUUGGGUUUGGAUGGAAGUGAUCAUCAUCACCGAGGAAAUCCCUCUUGGAGAAAUGAUCGAGUCGUUGUUGGAUUACAACGCUUUGCCUCACGAUAUACCGUAUGCUUAUAAUGAUGUAAUUCAAUACUUGAUUGAAAAUCCAUAUCUUCUUCAAAGUGACGGUGAUUUUGCUUUCGAACAAUAUAAUACGAAAGGAUCAUUUCUUAAAGGGCUGUUCACACACUUAUCGCGUGAGCCCAACGUGGACCCUAAUAUUCAAACGCAAGUGGGACGAUUAAUUCCGUUCAUAAAAGAGACCGGUCCUGGAUCAGAACGAAUGAGUUACACCGUGCAGAAUAAGUAAACAAUUGAGAAAUCUACGGAAAUGAAUAUUCUGCAAUGUCUUUGAACGAUUAUCAGAGUCCUGUAGUGGUUAAGAAAAAUAAAAUGUUUUGUACGAACGGUUUCUCAUUGUACCUUCUGCAAU
This is a messenger RNA of Diprion similis, 3784 nucleotides long. RefSeq lists its product as uncharacterized. The transcript has 2 exons. The record is from RefSeq and is a predicted model, not a curated record. Bases 20 to 3661 code for a protein of 1213 amino acids. Lineage: Eukaryota; Metazoa; Arthropoda; Insecta; Hymenoptera; Diprionidae.